GCGGUUAAUUCGUCCAUCUUCAUCUUAUAUAUAUAUGUGUAUGUUUCAAGAAACGACUACCGUAACCAACUAGAGGAAUAACCUCUCACCGCUCGGUUAGUUGUUUCUUGUCCUUUUUAUCAGAUAUCUAUAUAUUAUAUAAAAUUAAUUAAGAUAUGGUGGGAAAAAUAGUGGUUUCAUUGGUGUCUUUGUUUCUUGUGGUGGGUGUUGUAUUGGGAGUGGCGAUGGUCCUGCACAAAGGUGCAAAAGAUGAUGCUGAACAAAGCCCCAAAGUCCAAAUGAAGGCAUCCAUUGAGGAGUUCUGUAAACCUGCGGAAUUCCAAAUGGCUUGUUUUAAGAGCCUUGAUUCAGUGGCUAAGAACAAUAGUGCCACCAUUAAAGACUACCUGUUGGCUUCAUUGCAAGUCACGGGGAUUGAAAUCAAGAAAUCUUUAGGGCUGGUGGAGAAGAGUAAUCCCAUCGACAAUAAGACGGAUCCCUACAAUCACAUGGCAGUAGAGGAUUGCAAAGAGUUGUUGCAAUAUGCGGUCGAGGAACUCCAGGAUUCCUACUCUAUGGUUGGAGAUACCGAAUUGCGUUCCCUUGGGGAUCGUGGGAGUGAACUGUUGAACUGGUUGGGUGCGGUCUACUCCUAUCAAAGCAUGUGCCUGGAUGGUAUAAUCGGUAAGCCUGAUUACAAAGAAACCUUAGAAAAUGGCAUGCAAAAUGCAACCCAACUGACCCACAACGCAAUCAACAUUAUAGCAAAGAUUUCAACCGUCCAUCUCCCAGCCUUCAACGACUCAACCAGUACUACAACUGCAUCAAUAUCUAAUGCUACUAAAAAUCACCGUCGUCGCCUCCUUGGUUACCCUACGUGGUUCCGAGUUGCUGACCGUAAACUUUUAGCAGGAGGACGACAUAACAGAGUUCCUCAUGCAGUGGUCGCCAAGGAUGGCAGCGGCCGGUACAGCACCGUUGCCGCUGCGCUCGCUGCCUAUCCUAAUAAUCAUAGAGGUAAAUACAUAGUCUAUGUCAAAGCUGGAGUCUAUGACGAGCAUAUCAUCAUCUCUAAGAAGCAACCAAACGUCUUCAUCUAUGGCGAUGGAGCAGGGAAAACAAUCAUCACCGGGCAUAGAAACUUCGGUAUCAUGAAAAUACCCACCCAAGACACUGCUACUUUCGCUGUUAUUGGCAAUGGGUUCAUUGCUAUGGGAAUUACGUUCCGCAACACUGCUGGUCCGCAAGGACACCAAGCUGUGGCUCUUAGAAUUAAUGGCGAUAUGGCUGCUGUCUUUGACUGCAGCAUUGAAGGUUAUCAAGACACCUUGUACUAUCAAAACCAUCGCCAAUUUUAUCGCAACUGCGUCAUUUCUGGUACCAUAGAUUUCAUCUUUGGCCGUGGAUCAGCAAUAAUUCAAAAUAGUUUGAUCAUAGCGAGGAAACCUUCGGACAACCAGUUCAACACGAUUACUGCUGAUGGCAAAGAAAUAGCCAGUAAACUUGGUGGGUUGGUGUUCCAGAACUGCAGAAUCGUUCCAGAAAGGGAAUUGUUUGCGGAUAGGUUCAAGCUAGCGACUUACUUGGGCCGUCCCUGGAAGCCCUAUGCAACUACGGUAUUCAUGGAGAGCGAAUUGGGUGAUUUCAUCCGCCCAGAAGGUUGGAUGAUUUGGCAAGGCAAAUCAUUCGAGCAGACAUGUCAUUUCUAUGAGUUUGCCAACCGCGGACCGGGUGCUAUCACCAAUAAAAGGAACAGGAGCUUCAAGAAUUUCCGUCUUAUUAACCCAGUCGAAGCUAUUCAAUACACAGCUGGCCGCUGGAUUAAUGGAUAUCUCUGGUUGAAGCACACUGGUGCACCUUUUUACCUUGGCCUCGGAGGAAGAUAAUAAAUAUGUAUACUUGGAAAUGCUACUCUAAUUUAUAUAUAGGAGCUUACUGUUUAUUCCCCACCAUGCACUCACACAAAUAUAGACGACCGAGAACAUAUACCGAUCAUUCUUACUUUCUUAAAAAGAAAUUUAAUUUGCUAAUGCUGCAUGAUUAGAAUCA
Messenger RNA from Capsicum annuum, 2028 nucleotides. Its product is annotated as pectinesterase 4. Bases 156 to 1865 code for a protein of 569 amino acids. Gene Ontology annotation, molecular function: pectinesterase inhibitor activity; pectinesterase activity. Gene Ontology annotation, biological process: cell wall modification. The transcript is spliced from 2 exons. The record is from RefSeq and is a predicted model, not a curated record. NCBI's taxonomy places the organism in Eukaryota, Viridiplantae, Streptophyta, Magnoliopsida, Solanales, Solanaceae.